UUCUCUGUAGACUGUAUUUUGGUAAUUUAACUAGUCAUAAUAUUACAAGGUAAAAAUGUCAAAAAUUAAUAAAAAUAUUAGGGUAAAUUGACAGGAUAAAAAAUUGGAUCCAGCGUGAUCCACAUGUUUCCAAAUAAACAAUAAAUAAAUACAAUUUUUUAAAAAUGUUAAAAAUUAUUACUAGAAGAUUAUGUUUAAUUGAAAAAAAAUAUGUUUAUCAACAAGCAUAUUCAACAAUUAAUAGCGAAAAAAAAUAUUCAAAUGAAAUACAAAUAUUGGAUAAAAAAUAUCGAACAGAUGAAUGGACAAAUGUUGGUGAUAAAAUAAUUGAAAAAUUAAACAAAAAUUUACAUAUUAAAAAAUAUCAUCCAUUAUCACAUAUACGUGAAAGAAUUGUUAAUUAUUUUUAUAAAAAUUAUCCAAAUAAAUGGGGUAAUCCUGAGUUUAGUGUGUAUGAUAAUUUAAAACCAAUUGUAACAAUUGAACAAAAUUUUGAUUCAUUAUUAACACCAAAAGAUCAUGUUAGCCGCAAUAAAAGUGAUUGUUAUUAUAUCAAUAGAGAUUUAUUAUUAAGAGCACAUACAUCUGCUCAUCAAUCAGAGCUAAUUGGAAUGGGUUUAAAUAAUUUUUUGGUUAUUGGUGAUGUUUAUAGAAGAGAUGAAAUUGAUGCAACACAUUAUCCAGUAUUUCAUCAAGUUGAAGCUGUUAGAUUAUGCACUAAAAAUGAAGUAUUUAAAAAUGUACAAGGUUCUGGUGGUCUUGAAAUAUUUGAAGAUAAUGGAAAAAUGAAUGAACAAAAACAGCAAAUACAUUCAUUGGAAGCUGUUAAAAUAAUGGAGCAUGAAUUAAAAAAAGAUCUUGUUGGUCUUGUACAGGCACUUUUUGGGAAAGACAUCAAGUAUCGAUGGGUUGAUGAAUAUUUCCCAUUUACUCAUCCAUCAUGGGAGCUUGAAAUAUUUUUCAAUGACAAAUGGAUGGAGGUACUUGGUUGUGGAAUAAUUAGAGAUGAAAUAUUAAAAAAUGCUGGUGCAACUGAUAGAAUUGGCUGGGCAUUUGGUCUUGGUCUUGAAAGACUGGCAAUGUGUCUGUAUGAUAUUCCAGACAUUAGAUUGUUUUGGAGUCAAGAUUCUGGAUUUUUACAUCAAUUUGAAUUUGAUGAUCCAAAUACAAAUGUUAAAUAUAAACCAGUAAGUGUCUUUCCACCAAUAAUUAAUGAUAUGAGCUUUUGGCUCCCUGAUGGUAAAUUUUCGUCAAAUGAUUUUUAUGACCUCGUCAAAGAAGUUGGAGGCGAUGUUGUUGAACAAGUCAAGCUUAUUGAUGAAUUUAAACAUCCCAAAAAAGGGAAAACUUCACAUACAUAUAGAAUUAUUUAUCGAGACAUGGAACGUAAUUUAACACAAAAAGAAAUCAAUGUUAUACAUAAAAAAAUUGGUGAUAUUUCAAUGGCGGAUCUUGGAGUUACUUUGAGAUCAAAAUAAUAUUGUUUUAUCUUUAAAAUUAAAAUAAAUCAACCCCUUUUUUUUUUGUUAAAUUAUGUAUUGUUUUAUUUCUUAAUGUUGCAUUUAAUUCCAUAACACAAUAUAUAAUAACAAUGGUUACAGUCAGUUCCUUAUCUUUGUUUUUUUUUUUUUUAUCAUCAUUCGAUUGGCUCGGUUGAUUUUUCAAAGUGAACAAAUAAAAAUAUCUUAUAAAUUUAGCUGUUUUUAGCAUGAUAAUAUCUCGAAU
Molecule: messenger RNA, 1725 nt
Organism: Aphidius gifuensis
Lineage: Eukaryota; Metazoa; Arthropoda; Insecta; Hymenoptera; Braconidae
Gene: PheRS-m
Product: probable phenylalanine--tRNA ligase, mitochondrial
Exons: 3
Coding region: 165-1478 (437 amino acids)
Biological process (GO): phenylalanyl-tRNA aminoacylation
Cellular component (GO): mitochondrion; cytoplasm
Molecular function (GO): tRNA binding; ATP binding; phenylalanine-tRNA ligase activity
Source: RefSeq, a predicted model, not a curated record